CUUGCUCUCUGAAAGAAAGUCUUUGUUUCUCUUCCAUCUUUUCUUUUUGCCUGCUCAUACAUUUUUUUGGCAUAGCACAUCUACUUUCGGCUUCUAAACUGAGCUGUUUCACAGGUUAACCUUUCUUGGCUUUAGCACUCACUUGCAGAAGUGAAGAUAUUUGGUGAUGGCCUCUGUUCCCCUUAGUGCCUGGCAGAUUUGAGCAGCUUUAACAGGCGUCUCUACCAUGACUCUGCACUGCUUGCAGUUUUUUCUCUUGCUUCUGCUUGGUUCAUGGUGGCCAGACUCAGAGCAGCAUGUGGCGGGAGCUGUGAAGGUCAGGGAGCACUAUAUAGCUGCACAGAUCACAAGCUGGACCUACAAACCACAGCCUGAAGAAAAGUCCAGAUUGGAACAUUCAGAUCCUGUAUUUAAGAAAAUUUCUUACAGAGAAUAUGAAGUGGAUUUUAAAAAAGAAAAACCAGCAAAUACAUUUGCAGGACUUCUGGGACCAACCCUGCGUGCUGAAGUGGGAGAUACUUUAGUGGUUCACCUUAAAAAUAUGGCUGACAAGCCAGUCAGUAUUCAUCCUCAAGGCCUAGUUUACAGCAAAAAUGAAGAAGGCUCCCUGUAUGAUGACAGAACAUCACCUGCAGAAAAACGAGAUGAUGCUGUACUUCCAGGCCAGCUCUACACAUAUGUGUGGGAUAUACCAGAAGAAGUUGGUCCAAGAGAAGCUGACCUUCCUUGUCUUACUUAUGCUUAUUAUUCUCAUGAGAACAUGGCAAUGGAUUUUAACUCUGGUCUGAUUGGAGCAUUGCUGAUCUGUAAGAAAGGAAGUCUAAAUGAGGAUGGGUCACAGAAACAUUUUGACAGGGAAUAUGUACUGUUGUUUGGUGUGUUUGAUGAGAACAAGAGUUGGCAAACAUCAGCAUCAGUCAAGUAUACAGUUAAUGGCUAUACUGAUGGAACAUUACCAGAUUUAGAGGCUUGUGCGUAUGACAACAUUAGCUGGCACUUGAUAGGAAUGAGUUCCAAGCCAGAAAUCUUCUCUAUUCACAUCAAUGGCCAGUCCAUGGAGCAAAAACAUCGCCGAGUUUCUGCUGUUAAUUUGGUGGGAGGAGCCACAACCACCGUAAACAUGACAGUGACUGAGGAAGGAAAGUGGCUCAUAUCUUCUCUUGUCCAAAAGCACCUUCAAGCUGGAAUGCACGGUUACCUCACUGUAAGGGACUGUGGGGACAAAGAGGUGAAGAAAAGUCGUCUCUCCUAUAGAGAACGUCUUAUGGUCAAAACCUGGGACUAUUUCAUUGCUGCAGAAGAAGUUACCUGGGAUUAUGCCCCAAGUAUUCCAGACACCCUUGACAGACACUAUAAAUCACAACACUUGGACAACUUCUCCAAUCUCAUAGGUAAAAGGUAUAAAAAGGCUAUUUUUACACAAUAUACUGAUGCCACUUUCACUAAACGUCUGGAAAAUCCUCGUCCCAAGGAAACUGGAAUCUUGGGCCCUAUUAUCAGAGCUCAAAUCAAUGAUAAAGUCAGAAUUGUAUUCAAAAAUAAGGCCAGUCGACCCUACAGUAUUUAUUUCCAUGGAGUGACACUUGCAAAGAAUGCAGAAGGAGCUGAUUAUCCUCUGGAUCCCACAAGCAAUGGCACCCAGAGUAGAGGAGUUGAACCAGGGAACAUGUACACUUAUGAAUGGAAAAUUACUAAAACAGAUCAACCCACUGCAAAGGAUGCACAAUGUAUUACAAGGCUGUAUCACAGUGCUGUAAAUAUUGAGAGAGAUAUAGCCUCUGGACUGAUUGGCCCACUUCUGAUUUGUAAAAGUGAAGCACUGACGCAAAAGGGUGUGCAGAAAAAGGCAGAUGAGGAGCAGCAGGCAGUGUUUGCUGUCUUCGAUGAAAAUAAGAGCUGGUACCUAGAGGAUAACAUCAAGGAGUACUGCAGCAACCCAGCCACUGUUAAAAGGGAUGAUCCCAAGUUCUAUAACUCAAACAUAAUGCACACAAUAAAUGGCUAUGUGUCUGACAGCAGUGAAAUCCUUGGAUUUUGCCGAGAUACUGUGGUUCAGUGGCACUUUUUCAGUGUUGGCACACAUGAUGAGAUUGUCUCUGUUCGCCUUGCUGGACAUUUUUUUCUGUAUCAAGGGAAAUACGAGGAUACAUUGAGCCUUUUCCCAAUGAGCGGAGAAUCUGUUACAGUGGAAAUGGACAAUGGUGGUACUUGGCUUUUGGCAUCCUGGGGCACCCCAGAAAUGAGUUACGGCAUGAGGCUGAGAUUCAGGGAUGCGAAAUGUGACUAUGAGGAAGAUGAAACAUUUGAUUUUGUGGCUUUAAGUCCCACCAAGACUGAAAGAAAGGCUGUUACUACCUCAGCUGAGGAAGUUGUGCAGGAAAAUGAAGAAAACAAGGAGGAAACAGAUUACCAAGAUUAUCUGGCUUCUUUUUACUCCAUCCGAGGCUCAAGAAAGGCAGCAGGUGAUGAAGAAAAACAGAAUCUUACAGCACUGGCCUGGGAGCAGUAUGAAGACACUGAUGCCACGAGUUCUGAGGUGGCAGCUGGCUCAGGUUGGACAGCUAUAAAUAGCAGUGGAACAACAAACAAGUCUAAGUUCUUAGAAACUCAUAUCACUCCUCUUCCCCCAGUCAAGGCUGAAACAUUCCAGUCAAAUCACACAUCAGUCACAGCAGAAAAGGAUUUAUUUUUAGCUUCCACAAGUGAUGGAGAAGCUGACUUGGUAUUUGAUAAUAGAAGCCAAAGCAACUAUGAAAUAGCUCACAAUAACAUGUCUGCAGGUGAACACUUGCUGAGCAAUGGGGAAGGCCCAGUGAAUGUUGCAGAAGAGCUUCCAGCUAGUGGAAAGGACAGUAAACCUUUUCCAGAAAAACAUCAAGAGCAAAGCACAGGAAGAGGAAAUUAUACCACUAACAAGAAAAGGAAAAGGCGAAGCUCACUGGCCAUUAAGUUUUACUCUCUCCAAAAGAUGAAUGCCCUUCUAAAUCAUAUCCGAAAUAAAAAUGUCUCUUGUUCUGACAAGGCUGAUGCACCUCAUUCUGUGCAUCAUACAGAGAACACAUCCAAUGAAGCCAUGAUGGGAACUGGCCAACUGCCAAAUGAAUAUUAUGAUGAUCUGGAAGAGGAGGGAAAGAAGAUGGAAAAUGCCACGCACACAGUUAACUUGACACUGGAUUUGGACCUCAUAGUAGGAGAUGGGUCCAAUGCAUCCAGCCUUUCUGAACCCAGGAUAUCCAAAGAUAAACCAGCAGAUGUUUUUUCUUUAGAAUACAUGUUAGACAAUACAAGCCCUAAUUCCAGCCCUGCUGUAGUAAAGAACUUAGUAGAAACAUCAUUGCCCGGGGCUGGGAAAUAUUCAUCUAAAAUGACUAGUGAGGAAUGGAAUUUGGUGUCUGCAAAGAUAAUUCCAGGAUUAGAGGCAAGCUUAGAUAAAUCUGCUGGUGGUAAGUUAAAUCAUCAUGGCAGAAAUGGUACAGCAUCCAUAAAUAAGGAGGAUAUGAAGAAGUAUCAAAGGUUCUCACAUCUAAUGGGGGAAAACCAGAAAGGGAGCCACAUUCACCUAACUCAGAAGGGAAAGGAGGGAAACAACAAUACCUUGACUUUCAUCAAGAUCCGAAGGAGAAAGAAGGAAGACGCAAAAAUUACCUACUUGCUAAGCCCACGGAGUAGAAACCCCAAAAAGCCCAGCAAUUCCACGGCAGGGUUUGGCCGUGCGUUGUUUCUGGGUGGGACCAACCACACAGCAGCGCCGUGUCGCACAGUUGCCACCAAGGCAGGCAGUGAGGUCAGCCAGAGGGUGGAUGAGAGCAGAGCCAGGCACGGAGAGUCUCUGGGUGACACCCUUACCCCGCGGCAGUUCAGGCCAUCCAUCACAAUCGGGCUUCCCCGAGCAGACGGAGACUACGAAUAUGUGACAGGAGAAUCCUACAAUGAUGAGAGCUCGGGUGGGGAAUACGAGUACCAUUAUGUGAGCUUUGAUGACCCCUACAUGACAGACCCCAAGGUGAACAUCAGCAGGCAGCGUAACCCCGAUGACAUUGCUGAGCACUACCUGCGCAGCAGAGGCAAUAAGAGGAGAUACUACAUUGCAGCUAAAGAGGUCUGCUGGAACUAUGCAGGAUAUAAGAAAAGUGCAAUGAGGAAUGACAGAACCUGUAAAGAUGGCAGCAGACGUAAGGUGAUUUUCCAGAGCUAUACAGACAGUACCUUUUUGACUCUUCAGGAUGAAGAUGAAUAUACAGAACAUCUUGGCAUCCUGGGACCAGUUAUUCGGGCUGAAGUGGACGAUGUUAUCCUAGUUCAUUUUAAAAAUCUGGCAUCCAGACCAUAUUCUCUCCAUGCCCAUGGAGUCCUCUAUGAAAAGUCCUCUGAGGGAAGCGUUUAUGAUGAUGAAUCUACUGCUUGGUUUAAGGAAGAUGAAGUUCAGCCAAAUAACAGCUACAUAUAUGUAUGGUACGCAAACCGGCGAUCAGGCCCUGUGCAGUCAGGAGCAGCUUGUCGGUCCUGGAUCUACUACUCUGAUUUAAACCUGGAGAAAGACAUUCAGUCUGGUUUGAUAGGGCCAAUACUGAUCUGUGAAAAAGGAGUCUUCAGCAAGUCAAACAGCAGCAGGACAUAUACCCGAGACUUCUUCUUGCUUUUUAUGGUCUUUGAUGAAGAGAAAAGCUGGUAUUUCGACAAACAUUCUGGAAGGCCUUGUAAUGCGAAGACACAAGAAAUGCAGCAAUGUCACAAAUUCUACGCCAUUAAUGGGAUUACCUACAAUUUGCAAGGCUUGAGGAUGUAUGAAGGUGAAACAGUCCGAUGGCACUUGCUGAAUAUGGGUGGCCCAAAAGACAUUCAUGUUGUUCAUUUUCAUGGACAGACUUUCAUAGAACAAGGAGAGCCAGAGCAUCAGCUUGGUACAUACACUCUCCUCCCAGGCUCAUUUAGAACAAUUGAAAUGAAACCACAGAGACCUGGCUGGUGGCUUAUAGACACUGAAGUGGGGGAAUACCAGCAAGCAGGAAUGCAGACAUCCUAUUUGGUUAUAGAGAAAGAGUGCAGGAUUCCAAUGGGCCUGGCAAGUGGGGUUGUACUCGAUUCGCAGAUCGAUGCUUCACAUCACAUAGACUAUUGGGAACCUAAGUUAGCCCGAUUAAAUAAUUAUGGAACAUACAAUGCUUGGAGUACUACAGUGGAGGAAGAACUCCCUUGGAUCCAGGUGGACUUUCAGAGACAAGUUUUGCUCACUGGGAUACAAACACAGGGAGCCAAGCAGUUUUUAAAGUCCUUGUACAUCCAGAAGUAUUUUCUUGUUUACAGCAAAGACAAACGGACAUGGAGCACCUUCAAAGGAGACAGCUCGCCAACAGGAAAGAUUUUUGAAGGUAAUUCCAAUGCCUAUGAGGUAAAAGAGAACAGCAUUGAUCCCCCUAUUAUUGCUAGGUACAUCAGACUCUACCCCACUGAGGUCUACAACAGACCUACUCUUCGCAUGGAGCUUCUGGGCUGUGAAGUAGAUGGUUGCUCUUUGCCACUUGGAAUGGAAAGUGGAGAGAUCAAGAAUACCCAGAUAACAGCCUCAUCUACUAAGACAUCCUGGUUUAACACAUGGGAUGCUUCACUGGCUCGUCUCAAUCAGAAUGGAAAGAUGAAUGCCUGGCGAGCCAAGUUUAACAACAACCAACAGUGGCUGCAAAUUGAUCUCCUCACAGUUAAGAAGAUCACUGCUAUUGCUACGCAGGGGGUCACAUCCAUGUCAGCUGAAAACUUCGUGAAAACCUAUGUUCUUCUGUACAGCAAUGAAGGCUCCGAGUGGAAAUCCUACACAGAGGGUUCAAGCUCAAUGCCAAAGGUUUUCUUGGGUAAUACAAACAGCAAUGGGCACAUGAAGAACUUUUUUAACCCACCCAUCCUGUCCAGGUUCAUCCGCAUUGUUCCAAAAACAUGGUACCGUGGGAUUGCUCUUCGGGUAGAACUCUAUGGCUGUGAUUUUGGUGGGGGUCUGGCUGUGAAAAGGACUGAUGAGUCUGGGAGCUCUUAACCUGCCAGCAGUCAUCGUGCAGAACAACUUGUUUGUUGAGAAGCCCUUAAAGCAGUCACACUUAGUAGUUCGGAUGUGUGCUUUGUCAAAUGAACAUAAUGUUUUACCAGCAGGAUUGAGAGGUUUCUCUGGAAGGUGUUUCAUUCCUACAAAUGUACACUUUAGAAAACAGCUUCUUUUCUCUGGAAGAAAUAGUAGUCCCUUCUGAUUAGUGUUAUCACUUCUUCAUUAUAACCAGUACUCUGUCUUAUUUUUACUUAAUUUUAAGUCCUAAAUCCCUAGGAAUGGAGACUCUGGCCUUGAUCCUGAGCCCUGCCUUAUCUCCAUUUUGUAAUGCUUUUGCAGCAGAUGAGGAAUAGAAAGCUAUAGCAGGUAGAUGGUCUGCAUACAUAAGGCUGAGAGGGAAAACCAGUGCUGAUCUGGAGCUGUGGUGCUGUGUUCCAGCAGUGCCUUGGUGAGAAAUGAUUGUAGGGGUGGCCUCUCCUCCACGUCUUUCACCUACACUGUGGCAAAGGCAGGACAUGUCUCAGCAUUCAGGUAUGUGCAACCCCUUCUCAGAGAAUGUGUGCUGGCAUUGUUGGUUUGGUUCUUGCAUACUCAGCACAAAUGAAUGGUGUGGGUUUCACAGAAUUCAUCUUCAGUGCCCUGGAAAGGGAAAAGGGGAUCAGCAGUGCCUUUCCAUCCCAGAAAUGAGAAGAAAAAUUAUUUAACUUAGCAGGUCGUGGAACAGCAAUGGGAGUACCAAAACAAGAAUUCAGAACUCCUGAUGCUUAGUCCCAUGUACACUUGUAGACUGUUGGUUCAGGGAGCUCCCUUGAUGAGGAAAGCUUUGAGAACUGCAGCUGUUCAGUGACAGUACAGCCUGGUGGUGGCAGAGGAGGAUUAGAUGAAACUGGGUAACAGAAACAGCUUCAUCUUCUCUUACAAUUUAACAGUGUUUUCACUAAUGGAAAUACUCUUGUGCAUAGAUUUUACAUGGAUUUUUCCCAGGAUAACUACAUCUGAAAAUAGAUACACAGUCCAUGAACUCAUUAUUCCAGCAGAAUUUUAGCUAAGCUUUCAGUAGUGUUCUGGACUUCUAUCCUGUAAAUUGUUUAUUUGCAGCACUUCGCUUAUAACACUAGGUACCAUUCAGCAGGCUGGAUUUUUAAAGUAGUUUGUAUUUGAACCUUGGAUGGUGUUAGCCAGUUUUAUUUCAGUAGUUUUUAAUUUCUUUCUCUUACAGAACUUGCAUUUUAAAGAGAAGGUAUAGAACAGGAGUGAAAAAAGUGUAAAAACUAAACAAAUAUUUUCUUCUAUUUUUUUUUUUUUACUAUGUCACAAACUGUUGUAAUUCUGCACUGGAAAAUAAAGCUGAUUUUGUAGCAUGAAA
This is a messenger RNA of Pyrgilauda ruficollis (rufous-necked snowfinch), 7397 nucleotides long. It is a transcript of the gene F5, whose product is annotated as coagulation factor V. The record is from RefSeq and is a predicted model, not a curated record. The coding region runs from base 227 to 6025 and encodes 1932 amino acids. Gene Ontology annotation, molecular function: copper ion binding; oxidoreductase activity. The transcript has 26 exons. Lineage: Eukaryota; Metazoa; Chordata; Aves; Passeriformes; Passeridae.